Molecule: messenger RNA, 2081 nt
Organism: Schistocerca cancellata (South American locust)
Lineage: Eukaryota; Metazoa; Arthropoda; Insecta; Orthoptera; Acrididae
Product: sodium-independent sulfate anion transporter-like
Exons: 13
Coding region: 85-1893 (602 amino acids)
Biological process (GO): transmembrane transport
Cellular component (GO): membrane
Molecular function (GO): sulfate transmembrane transporter activity
Source: RefSeq, a predicted model, not a curated record
GGAAAAGCGUCAGCGCGCACCUCUCACAGCACAGUGCACAUCUAACGACACGGUCAAGCGACUUUACUGUGACCGGUAAACAUCAUGCACCAGAAGAUGCACAUAUGGCUGAAGAGGGCAUUCUCACAGAAGACACUGCUUAAGAGGUUGCCCGUGCUGUCAUGGCUGCCUCGCUACUCCACAGAGGAUGCUGUGGGGGACCUGGUCGCCGGCAUCACCGUUGGACUCACUGUCAUCCCCCAGUCACUCGCCUAUGCCAGCAUCACCGGUCUUCCACCACAGUAUGGGUUGUAUGGCUCAUUCAUGGGCUGCUUCCUGUACAUAUUGUUUGGCAGUUGCAAGGAUGUACCCAUGGGCCCUUCUGCAGUCAUCUCUCUGCUGACAUUUCAGUCAGUGCACAGCAUGGGUCCCGAGCAUGCCGUACUUCUUUGUUUCCUCACUGGAGCCGUCCAAGUUGUCAUGGGGAUCCUGGGACUUGGUUUCGUUAUUGACUUCAUAUCUGGACCAGUGUCAUCAGGUUUCACAUCAGCAGCUGCUCUCAUGAUUGUAACAUCACAGAUGAAGGAUCUGUUGGGAAUCACAGCAGAAGGCAGUACUUUCAUUGAAGUAUGGGGAAGUCUUUUCCACAACAUGCAUAACACAAAACUCUAUGAUAGUGUUUUGGGUACAGUUUGCAUUGUGGUGCUACUAUUGAUGAGGCUACUGGCGAAUUUUAAAAUAGGACCAAAAGAAGAUGGAAAGAAGACAACCAUCCACAGGAUUCUAAAUAAAGCUAUCUGGCUUAUUGGGACUUCUCGCAAUGCUAUCCUCAUGGUUAUAUGUGGUAUCAUAGGACAUCAGCUAUCACUCUCAGGAGAUUCACCUCUUAACCUAAUAGGUCCCAUACCUCCUGGACUUCCACCUUUUCAGUUACCACCAUUUACUGUGACUUUAGAGACAGCAAAUUCCACAGUCAAAUAUUCAUUUGUUGACAUGUGUUCAAACCUUGGAUCUGGAAUUUUUGUUGUACCUCUUGUAGCACUACUGGAAAAUAUUGCUGUCUGCAAGGCAUUCUCUAAUGGUAACCCUACAGAUGCCACACAAGAACUACUUGCCAUUGGUAUUUCCAAUAUUGGUAACUCAUUUGUCCAAGGUUUCCCAGGAACUGGAGCUCUAGCUCGUAGUGCUGUUAACAAUUCCAGUGGAGUCAGGACUACACUUGGAGGGCUUUACACAGGACUUCUGGUGAUUUUAUCUCUUCUUUUUUUUGCUGAUUAUUUCUACUUUAUACCAAAAUCAAGUCUUGCUGCCAUAAUUAUAGCUGCUGUGAUAUUUAUGGUAGAAGUCAAAGUUGUGGUCCCAAUCUGGAAGACAAAGAAAAAUGAUCUUAUUCCUGGAUUUGCAACACUUUUUGCCUGCCUGAUACUGCAACUGGAACUGGGCAUCCUCGUGGGAAUUGGCUUGAAUGUACUAUUCAUUCUUUAUAAUGUUGCACGCCCAAAAAUAACAAUUGAGACAAAGAAAACUGCAGAGGGCACUGACUACCUAGAGCUUACUCCGGAUAGGUGUCUUAUUUUUCCUUCUGUUGACUAUGUACGCAACCUGGUGGUGAAGCAAAGCAUGAGGAAUGAUAUGCCUGUUGUAAUUAACUGUUCACAUAUAUUUGUAUCAGACUACACUGCAGCCAAGGUUGUUGACUGCCUUACACUUGACUUUAGUAAGAGACAACAGCCACUUUUCUUCUAUAAACUAAAGCCAAGCAUAGUAAAGAUGUUCCAAGGACUACAUCCAACAGAAUUUGUUGAUUAUCAUGAUGAGAAUGAACUGGAGAGUCUUAUCAGAGGUGAUUCCCUACAUAUGACUUCAGUAAGUGACAACAACCACUUUCCUUCUGUUAACCAAAGAUCAGCAUAGAGAAAAUGCUCCAAACAGAAUUUGUUGUUUAUCAUGAGGAGAAUGAACCAGAGGGCCUUAUCGGAGCACACAAAAAGGACAUGGCUACACAAAAUGGUAUUUCUGAAGCCAGUUUUGUUAGCAGUGGAUUAUUGCCACAAAGAAGCCUACAACAAUCAUCAUGAACUUGAAAAUGGUGGUUCCUCAAG